UCCAAGUCCCCCAUGGGGAAUGGGUGCCCUACCCCAUUACCGUUCCUACUAACACUCUUGGAAAACACCAUUCUUGCAAAAUCCCUCUAUGACGUAAGUAAGAAAAUAGUGGGACGAUGUUCAAGCUUGAUUGUUUGCAGGUCUAGAGGUCGAACAUAAGUCAGUUCUCUUGCUUCCUCCCUUCUUUUUAGUAAAUAUUUCUCUUCUUUUGAUCACAAUGAUGCAUUGCAUCAAGAUUUUGUCUUUGUUUCGGUUUCAGGUACACUGUUAAGCUCAAAAAGAGAUUUACUAUUUGCAAUUGUAUUGGGAGGUGGAUGUUCGUGGAGCUUUGUCUUUGACUACUGAUCUAAAAGAAGAGUUGUUAUUGAGUUUGAGGAAGAGAAACGCUCAAAGCAUCUGUAAUUGUUUACUGAGGAGUUCAACUGAACCCCUAGAGAAGGUUUUAUUUGUUUCUGGUUACUUUCUAGGUUUGGUGGUCAUUGGGUUGAGAUAGGCUUGAAUUGGAUACUUGAAAGCUUAUGGAUUCCAAAGUCAUAUCACCUUCAACAGAUUUGCUUCAAUGCUGUAAAUGUAGUUGUAGGUGCACAUUGAUCCACAGCAGUUGGCACCACUUGGUGAAAAGGAAGUCUGAAGAGCCUGAAGCUAGUAGCCAAAAUGCUCCAACAGACUUCUCUAUAUUUCGAAUUGAAUUGGAGAAUGAAUGCAUGGCCUUACGAGAGGCACUGAGCAGCCAACAACAAACAAUACAGGAUUUGUACUCUGAGCUGGAAGCAGAGAGAAAUGCUGCAGCUUCAGCUGCAAAAGAGGUCAUGUCAAUGAUAUUGAAGUUGCAGAGGGAAAAGGCCGAGGCCCAGAUGGAAGCGCGGCAAUUCAAACGGUUUGCUGAGGAGAAAAUGGCUCACGAUCAACAGAAGCUUCUCACAUUAGAAGACUUGUUUUAUAAGAGUGAGCAAGCCACCCAAUUCCUUAUAUAUCUGGUCCAGGCGUACAGACACAUGAUGUUGAGUUAUGGGCUUUCUGAAGCUGAGAUAGAAGGUGAGAAGGGUAGAUACCCAAUUCAUCUGAACAGCAGGGUUGAGAACCUUGAAACCCAAUUCAAAUUCUCUUCAUAUGGUUUUGGUGAAACUCUUGGUGCCCGGGAAUUGCAGAAUUUGGAGGACAGAAUCUGCGAAUUGGAGAGAAAUCUUAGCUGUAAUCAGAUGGAUGGGGAAUUUAAUAACAAGGUAGUAGUAGGUAAAUCUCCCAAGUGGCUGAGGCAUGCCCUGAAGCUCUCCAGGGAGACCUCAUCUUCAUCCUUUGGUUUGGUAAAGGGAACAGGACAGGAUAGUUCUGUGGAAAUGAUGUACCCUGCUUACAGUUUUAAGAAGACCCAAUAUUUCUCACAACCAGAUGAUUACUCUAAUUUGAGGAAGAUUGAUAAUGUACCAGACCUUGGAGAUGGCAUGAGUGACAGACUGUAUACCAUUGAUUCUGUUCAUCCCAUUGAUUCUAUUCAUCAUGAAGCCUCUUAUAAUGAUGAUCCAGAGCCCAGAGCUACAAUUGGGGCCUGUGAGGAUUAUUGUAACACUCCAAGGGAAUCCUUUUUUAAUCAAGCUAACAUUGGAGAUCCUGACAUCAAGAAACUCUACACAAGGCAUCAAGCACUUGAGGCAGAUAUAGAAUCAAUGAAGCAGACAAUUAAUUCCAUGCUUAUGGAUAAAUCACAGUUGAUAUUACUGGGUAAAAUAGCUGAUCAACAUAUGUGUAAAGAAAUACCACCAGAAGGGAGGAUGCGUGUACCUGUGAAGAGGCCAUCUCUCAUUGAUAGCCUUCCCUUCAUGUCAGUAUUGAAGUGCGUUCAGUGGGUUGUGUCCAUUUUCUGGAGAAAGAAAGCACAUCGAAGCAAGUAUACGUUUGGGCUAUCAAGGAAUAAUUUGAGCUUACUAUUGCUUUUAUGCAAAGUCCUCUACAUGAGGCAAUGGAGGCAUCUUUCAAGGGCAUGAGUGUUGUGUAAGGAUCUUAAGUGUUUGUAAAAUCUAUGCUAGUCUGUGUUGACACAGAGACAUUGAUUACAAUAAUACAUUUAGUAUUCCUUUGGUUUGU
Molecule: messenger RNA, 2082 nt
Organism: Nelumbo nucifera (sacred lotus)
Lineage: Eukaryota; Viridiplantae; Streptophyta; Magnoliopsida; Proteales; Nelumbonaceae
Product: myosin-binding protein 7-like
Source: RefSeq, a predicted model, not a curated record